Molecule: messenger RNA, 1950 nt
Organism: Herpailurus yagouaroundi (jaguarundi)
Lineage: Eukaryota; Metazoa; Chordata; Mammalia; Carnivora; Felidae
Gene: APOA4
Product: apolipoprotein A4
Exons: 3
Coding region: 645-1793 (382 amino acids)
Biological process (GO): cholesterol metabolic process; acylglycerol homeostasis; cholesterol efflux
Cellular component (GO): chylomicron; high-density lipoprotein particle; extracellular vesicle
Molecular function (GO): phospholipid binding; cholesterol transfer activity; phosphatidylcholine-sterol O-acyltransferase activator activity
Source: RefSeq, a predicted model, not a curated record
CUUUCAAUACGGGGUUCUGCCCACACCACCGACCUGCCCACUCGCCCUCCUCCUGGGCACCUUGACCAGAGCUCUGGAUCUUAGCUUGCUGUCCCUGUGACCCUGGAUGUCCUAGUCUAGUGUCUGGUGCUCUGAGAUGGAGUCAGUUUGGGAAAUGUGUGGGGCGGGGGAGACUCUUUCCCCUGAGGCAGACAGAGGAGGUGUGAACUUUACUCCCCAAACCUGGCUCAGAUCCAGAAUUGUCAGCAGGGCCCCUGGGGCAUCAGUCCCUCCCUGGCUCGGGGGUUCCCUGGGCCUCUUGCCUCCCACAGCUCAUGGCUCCCCACCCUCCCUUCAUACUGGGUGGGGCAUGAGCACAGAACAACUUCUUCUGACUGCUGCCCAAGCCUCAGUCCACUGUCAGCUUCCACGUUGUCUUAGAGUCACAAAAGUCCAAGAGGCUUCCUGGGAAUGUGUCAUCUUCCAGCGUGGAGUCACACGGGGGAGGGAGGCGGGGAGGGCAGGCUGGUGGGAGUUUAAAUGGCUGGCUGGCUCUGAGCUUUGGUCAGUUUGGACAGCAGCACAGGUGGAGCUGCCUGAGAGCCUCUCCCGUUGCGCCGUCUGAUUCCAGAAAGGAUCCAGUGCAGCCCGGUGAGAAGCCCAGGAUGUUCCUGAGGGCUGUGGUCCUGACCCUGGCCCUAGUGGCUGUCACCGGUGCCCGGGCUGAGGUCAGUCCCGACCAGGUGGCCACCGUGGUGUGGGACUACUUCAGUCAGCUGAGCAACAAUGCCAAGGAAGCCGUGGAACAUCUCCAGCAGUCUGAGCUCACCCAGCAGCUCAAUGCCCUCUUCCAGGACAAGCUUGGGCAAGUGAACACCUAUGCGGAUAACCUGCAGAAGAAGCUCGUGCCCUUCGCCACUGAGCUGCACGAACGCCUGACCAAAGACUCGGAGAAGCUGAAGGAAGAGAUUCGGAAGGAGCUGGAGGAGCUGCGGGCACGGCUGCUGCCCCACGCCAACGAGGUGAGCCAGAAAAUCGGGGACAAUGUGCGCGAGCUGCAGCAGCGCCUGGGGCCGUACGCGGAUGAGCUGCGCACCCAGGUCAACACUCACACUGAGCACCUGCGGCGCCACCUGACGUCCCACGCGCAGCGCAUGGAGGCCGUGCUGCGCGAGAACGUGGACAACCUGCAGUCCUCACUGACGCCCUACGCAGAUGAGUUCAAGGCCAAGAUCGACCAGAACAUAGAAGAGCUCAAGGGGCAUCUCACGCCCUACGCCGAUGAGCUCAAGGUCAAGAUCGACCAGAACGUGGAAGAGCUGCGUCGCAGCCUGGCUCCCUACGCGCAGGACGUCCAGGAGAAGCUCAACCACCAGCUCGAGGGACUGGCCUUCCAGAUGAAGAAGAAUGCCGAGGAGCUGAAGGCCAAGAUCACGGCCGAUGCCGACAAGCUGCGGCAGAGGCUGGCGCCGGUGGCCGAGGACGUGCGCGGCAAGCUGAGGGACAACGCCAAGGGACUGCAGGAGUCACUGGCCCAGCUCAACAGCCACCUGGACCGGCAGGUGGAGGAGUUCCGCCGCAACCUGGGGCCCUACGGCGACACCUUCAACAAAGCCCUGGUGCAGCAGGUGGAGGAGCUCAGGCAGAAGCUGGGCCCCUACGCAGGCGGGAUGGAAGACCACCUGAGCUUCCUGGAGAAGGAUCUGAGAGACAAGGUCAACUCUUUCUUCAGCACCCUCAAGGAGAAGGAGAACCAGGACAUGCCUCUGGCCCUCCCCGAGCAGGAGCAGGCGCCAGGCCCUUUGGAGAGCUGAGCUGUCCCUGGUGCUCCCACGCGACCAGGAACACCUGCCCUGCCCGGCCACCGGUCUGUCUGUCUGUCCCAAGGCAGUUCUUGUACAAGCUUGAGGACACAUGUCCAGUGGAAAGAGACACUACCUCUCGCUACUCAAUAAAGCUGCUGAGAAACUA